This is a messenger RNA of Paramormyrops kingsleyae, 5410 nucleotides long. RefSeq names its product la-related protein 4B-like. Gene Ontology annotation, molecular function: mRNA 3'-UTR binding. Gene Ontology annotation, cellular component: cytosol; cytoplasmic stress granule. Gene Ontology annotation, biological process: positive regulation of translation. NCBI's taxonomy places the organism in Eukaryota, Metazoa, Chordata, Actinopteri, Osteoglossiformes, Mormyridae. The record is from RefSeq and is a predicted model, not a curated record.
AGUGUUCUGUAAAUCCAUUGGUUUCUCCUGUUGCCAUGUAUGAGUUGGCUGGUGAAAACAUGGGUGAGUAUUUCCAAACGGUGGGGCUUGUUGAGUUUGAACCUAAACACAAAAGCUCAGGUGGUACAAACAUGCAUUUUAUCCAGCUUGUGAAUACUGGUCAGCUGUCAGAAAUGGCAGCACCGGCGGAAAAUCUGGAGCAGCCUGGUGAUUGCGUCAUCAAACCUGUGCUAAGUGACUUUUGUGGCAGGAGAGCUGUAGAAAGCAGUGUAAUGGCCAUGGGGGGCACACACAUUUUGACAAGGAAAGAGUCAGACCAGGAGCAGAUGCAGAAUGAGAGGCUGGUCAAAGACCCCGGUGUGAGUAAGACUUGGCUGCUGGAAGAGCCCGCUUUCCUUGAAACAGCCUCUGAGCGGAAGACUCAACCAUCUGUAGGACAUCUGCCAACAGCGGAAUGUAAAAAUGGAUCUCUGGAUGUACACUGGAAUCACACACUCAGGACACCCAGUGCUGUGGCACAGUGUCAGACACAUGGGGAGUCAGACACAUCUGGAAACUGGCCUCAUAUCUGUGAAGUGCACUGUUCCUCAGAACCACUGCUGACGACACCUGCAGCAAAUCAUUCAAUUUGGUGUGAUCCCUCAGACACAGGGGAUCAGUCUGUCCAGUCACAAAUAGCGAGUGCGUGUGUCAAGUCAUUUUGUUUGUCCUCAUCCACGAGGGCAGCUUGCUGUGAAAAGGGCAUCUGUGCACCACUCGCUGACAAGAAUGACACCGUAGAGAUUAUUCUUGGAAGAGAGGGUGGAACUAGUCGCCUCGGUUGUAUGGCUAUUGCAGAUGUCUCAAGUUCUUAUCUUGCUGAAGGACAAGAUUCCUCGGACUGUGUGGCCGUCUGUGGAAUAUCAGAUCAAGUUGACGACUCUGAUCCUGCAGAUGUUUCUAAUCAAAGUUUAGAUUCCAGGCCACAGGGUCCCCUAAGUCAGAUUGGGGAGGCAGGAGUUCAAACCGCAGAAGUUUUCUGCAGCACUGAGGAUGUUUCAGAGUUGCAUAGAUUGUUGCCAGACCAGGUAGAUUGCAGGAAAUGGAUCCAAAAGGGUGAGUCUUUGCCUUGUGCAUCCAGAGAGUCUGGAAAUCAGGCAGGAAUCCCAGUGCAGCCUCAUGUUGGUGAGAGUCCUUGGCCUUGUGGUCAGGUUAGUCUGUUAGAUACACAUCUCCCUUUCAGCAAUUUAGGAAGUUCACAGACAGAACUCAAGGACUCUGAACUGUGGCCAGGAGAAUCAGUGGAGUCUAUAACACUGCAGAGCGUUUUGACAAUGAACUGUGACCUAAGCGGCAUCCAAGAGGACUGUAAGCACCCUUAUGUUAGCAGUCAGGGCCAGGCUGCACACGGCUCUAAUAACAGGGAUUUUAUCCAUAGUGAUGAUGCACCUCCCACAGUAUCUGACUGCCACUACGUUCCUCUGCUGGCAAAUUGCUGGCCAGACCAGAUCUCCCCCGACUGUGGUCAGAAUGCGCUUUUGGUCACCCCACACGGCGAGUCGUAUGCUGAACUCCAGUGGCCAGUGGAGGGCAGCGUAGCACAAGCAUUCAAGAACACGGACCUACAGGAUGGCAGCGUAGCGGCAGUGAACGUGGAACUCGAUCAGGUCGACAUCUAUGCCUCUACACCUUCCUAUGAAAUUUACUUCCAGGCUAUGAAGGCGCCUGAUGCAGUUCAACCAGGAAAGGUCACGGGUUCCAUGGAUGAGACGGAAGGGGACAGAGAGGUGGGAAUGCUGAACAUGGUUUCGAACUUGUUGGGAAAGUCUGAUGUGGUUGAGGAAGGGGAUCUCCCUCUUUACCUCACCCCAUGGGAGGAGCUGUUCCAGGACGGAAAACUUAGAGAAUAUCCCCCUCAGUCCGCAUGGAGGUCUAGGUCGCUGAAUGGUGGUGCCCAGAGGUCUGUGGUACCUGGGCAGUUGCUUAUGCCAGUGGACAUGGAGAGCGCUGUGGGUUUCAUGGGCCCCAACCCUCACGGCCUGCCAGAGCCUAACAGUACUUAUACCUGGGGUUGGCAGGCUGCCUUCAACCAACCUGGUUCUGUCAAGGUUUCUGACCUGAACCCAAACGCAGAGGUAUGGGCCAAUCACAUGCCGUACCUCGGGGCUCCUGGAUUUGAUGACCCCGGUACACCUCAAACAUGGGCAGAAACUGCUGUAGGUCCAGACCUGCAUGGGGAAGGGUUCUCUGUCCACAAUGUCACCGCCGCCGAGGACGAGCCAGACCAGGAACUGGAGGAGUUCCAGUCUGGUGGUCCAGAGGUCACCAGCACCAUGGACCUGCAGGGUCCAGACUGCACAGACACAGGGGUCCAGACUGCUGGAGAGUUUGGUUCCUGUGAGCUGGAUGAGCAGGAGGACCUUAGAGAACAUCUGAGGGACACGCUGGAGUUCUGUCUGUCACGGGAGAACCUUGCUGGUGACAUGUACCUGGUCUCCCAGAUGGACAGUGACCAGUAUGUGCCAAUCGUAACGGUUGCCAACCUAGAGCAGGUGAAGAAGCUGAGCAACGACAUGGAGCUCAUCACCAAUGUCUUGCGCUCAUUGCCACUGGUCCAAGUAGAUGAAAAGGGUGAGAAGGUCAGGCCCAAUCAGAACCGCUGCAUCGUUAUUCUGCGGGAGGUCCCGGAGUCCACUCCAGUGGAGGAAGUGGAGGCCCUUUUCAAAGGGGAGAAGCAGCCCAAGUUCAUUAGCUGUGAAUUCGCCUACAACGACAGUUGGUUCAUCACUUUUGAAUCGGAAGCAGAUGCUCAGCGGGCCUAUCAGUACCUUCGAGAGGAGGUGAAGACCUUCCAGGGGAGGCCCGUGAAGGCAAGGAUGAAAGCUAAGGCCAUUGCCAUCAACACCUUCCUGCCAAAGAACUGCUACAGGCCUCUGGAGGGGCCCCGGGACACCCAGAGGGGGUACAGAACGUUCUAUGGACCCCCACUUUAUGGCGCCCCCCAGCAGUUCCCACUGUAUGGUGUCGUGGCCCCCCAGGCAUGGCUGGGGGUGCCUGGCUUCUUGGACCCUGCCCUUGUGGCGCCAUUUCCUAAUCCUAAGUACACGGAUGGGUUCACAACCCCCCCGGCGUUCAAGUCCUGUGCUGGCCCGGCCCACCCCAGACAGUACUCCCCCAGGACCAGAACCCACGGAAGACCGGCACCAAGGUCCUUAGCCCACGAUGUGGACUCGGAGGUCCUGGAAGGGCACGCCCGCUUCAGCUUCUCCACAGAGUGCGUCACGAACGGCCUGCACUGCCCCCUGUCCCGCACGCCGGGACAUAACCGGACACGGGCCUCGGGUGGUAUGGGGUAUCCCCGCAGGGACGCUGGACCGGGCCGGGCCGACUUCGCCCCCGGUUUGGGCAGAGGGAGGAAAACUGCUUUUGGCCACAAAAAGAAGAAGGACGACAAGUUUACAAGAGGGUCCCCACUGCUGAUUGUCCCGCCUCAGAAGGCCCCCACCCCCAGCUUUCAGCUGGACCUGUCCGGCUUCCCCUCAUUGCCAGGAGCUGCUGGAUACCCAGUGGAUGGGGUGGACGUGCUCAGGAACCCAGCUCCAGCAAAUGAGAACCAGGACAGCAGCACUGACGCUGUUCCCUCAGGGACCCCCCGAGAGCCCCUCCAGAGCCCCCCUCCACCAAAGGAUGUCCCCACGCCACCUGGUUCUCCGCGGCCAACAUCCUGGAGGCCAAAGCACACGCAGCCCUGGGCCCCCAGGAACCAAACACCUGCCUCCGCAAGUAAAUCGGUCCAAGUGAACGGCGCCGCCACAGAGCUGCAGAAGCCCAGCUAUGCGGAGAUCUGUCAGAGGGUGACAGAGCCCCCCCCACCGGUGCCCAGGGAUGCCAUUCUGGAAAAUGGUGCUGCCCCCACUGCUGAUGACCCCCCCUGCCCACCCACUACUGGGCCUGUGGGCCUCUGAGACCCUUCAUGACCUCCAGCUGUGCUCUUAACCUCCAGAAAUGUGUUGCCAGGUCAGGUAACUCGCUUUGCCAUCACUUUUUCUUAUUUUGUUGGACUUAAUUUUAUUUGUGGUGUUUAUGGACUCGUGUGAGCCAUAUUUAUAUGUUUUAAGGAUAAAGCUGAACUUGAAGUUUUGUUUUUUUUUUUUUUUUUUUUAUGUCUCAAUUUUGGGUUUCUGUGGUCAUUAAAACAUCUCCUGCCUUGCAGUUAUUUGAUGUUGGUAAACAGCUCCCCCUACUGUUCACCAGGCACUGUUCCAUUCACAGUCCAUCAGAUACCCCAGAGUGUUCAAUUUUGGGUGGUGUUAUAUUAAGGCUUGUGUCCUAGAACGCAGGUUCGGGAUUCAUUGGCGGGGGUCUUGGCCUUCUGCUUUGUUGAGUAGUCUUGGCCUAGGCGGGGCUGAGGUGAUGGGGCGGGGUGUAGUGUACCAAUCUGCCAAACCACAGGUGAUUCACACCUCGAUUUCAGAACUGGUGGGGUUUUUCCUAGUCCUGUGUCAAAGGGAUGCAGUCCGCUCAAGCUUUCUCUGCAGUCCUUUGUGUUUACCUGUUUUUUUCUUUUUUUGUCAAGGACAUUUAAAUUUUCUUGUGGAUUUAUGAACCUGCAGCAUCUUAAAGGGUUGACCUCCUAUGGGAAUAUGUUUAGUUUCUAUUAGGCUGAUCGCUGUAAAUAUGGAUUAAGUUGAAGCUGUAUAAUUUAGAGGCACUGCUGUGUGCUCUGAUACUGGCACUUAAUAAAUUCUACAUUAAUUUCUUGUUUGGAGGCACCUGGUUUGUCAGUUAAGUUAAAAACAGCUUCCAAGUUAUUUGUUAGAAACGUAUUACUAUUCCAUAACAGGAAUUAAUGUAAACUUUCCUUUUACAAUAGAAAUGCAUACUCCAUGCAGCAGUUUUUUUUCUCUAGUGUUUGAAAACUUGAAUUUAAACUUGAAAAUAACUUUUGCCUUAACUUUUUUUUUUUUUUUUUUUUUUAAAUAAAAUGCUUAAACCCCAGUUAACUUGCCUUAGGGGACAAAUGGAUGCAAUGUUAUCUUUGCAUCCUUGUAGGUGAGAAAUCUAAACUUUUUUUGUAAUAAUUUUAUUUUUGUCUUUUUUUCCAGUUUUAUUAAGGCGUAACAAAUCUUCAGGUUGUCAAUACUGUAUUAAAAAUAGACUUGAGAGUGCAGUUUGCUUGUACAGUUGUAAAUAGAAUAAAUGGGUUAUGUUAAAGUAACAUGAUUUUGUACAAAUUUGAAUUUGCAGUUGAGCUUCUGUUAAAAUGACUUUGUUUACCUCUUGUGGGUUGUUUUAGUUUUUUGACUUUUUAUUUUUAAUCAUUUAUUGUUGCAUUCCGUUUUCUGAAAGCUGGGACUGGAUCUGGUUGUUUCAGUAAAAAUUUGGAGCGAAUAAUUUUUAAGUUGAAGUAAAAAUCUGUUUGGAAACGAAA